AUGACUCCGGGAAAGGCUGGGGCGGGGACGCCCGAGCUCGCGCGCGUUCUCUUUCCCCGGAGCGAGCUGGCGGGAGGCGGCGGCGGCUGCAACUGCACAGGCGACGGCGACGGCGGCUGGAGGGCUGUACCGGGGCGGGGACGCGCCGCGGGCGCGGGCAGGGGCGCGCGCGGAGAGGCGCGCUCCCCGAGCGACGUGGGGCUGCGCGGGGGUGGAUUCCAGGGAGGACUGCGGGCCCCGGCGCGCGCGCCUAGGUGCGCUCCAAAGCUGAAGGUGCCCCGGAGCUACGCGCCCGAAGAUCUGGCGCGGACAACCUUGCCCAGGGCCUUUCCGGAGCUGGAGGCGGCGCGGAGCCGGUCUGGCCGUACAUCUGCGCGCCUGGGCUGCGGUGUUAAAGAAAACAGAAGAAUGGUGUUUGAAAAUCCCUUCCUCAUUUUACAACGGCUUCAAGCUCAUCCCCUGCAGAUUCAUCAGGCCAAAGACCUGCCUUUGAGCUGAUCUAAAGGAUCUCCUACUUUUCACCUUUUUUCUUACAUCUAUGCUGUGUCUUGUUAAACUUUGCCACUGUAUAAACCUGCCCAACGUGGAUUCUGCUCUAGUCUUCCUGGUCAGAGCAUAAACUAGGUGAAACAAUAUUCGCCUGCCCCGGCACUCCAUUUCUCCCCCAAAAGAAGCUAUAAUUAACAUUAAAUCAGCACGUCUCCAAGUCUCCGAGAUGGGCAGGAUCUCAGCCUUCUUUCUGCCUGAGGAAAUUUGGGCCUCUCUCCACCGAGUCCCGGCAGACGUGCAGCUUCUGCGACGUAGAGACACCCUGUGCGACCUCUAGGGUAUUGCUAACUCCUCAGGGACCGGGAACGUCUGAAGAGAGAAAAUUAAAUGGGUGCAAGAAAACCUUCAACGGAGUUUUGGAUUUUAGAAACCUCAAGCUUUUCCUGCCAUGCUGAGUUAACCUUGGCGGCUGUGAAAAAGCGAAGGAAGCAGGCGAGGGGGCACCCGGAUUUGAACCGGGGACCUCUUGAUCUGCAGUCAAAUGCUCUACCACUGAGCUAUACCCCCUCUACUGGUACAUGGUUGGUAAAUCGUUUCUACAUGCACUCCACAUUUUUCAUUCUGAAAACUAUUUGCUCAAAAUUAGUUUCUUCCUGCUAUAUGGAAUUGGAUUUACUAAUAAUGGGGAAUUAAAUGAAAAUAAAAACAUGGAAUUUUGAAAA
Phacochoerus africanus (Common warthog) is the source of this 1211-nucleotide messenger RNA. RefSeq names its product motor neuron and pancreas homeobox protein 1-like. The record is from RefSeq and is a predicted model, not a curated record. Bases 1 to 498 code for a protein of 165 amino acids. Lineage: Eukaryota; Metazoa; Chordata; Mammalia; Artiodactyla; Suidae. The transcript is spliced from 4 exons.